This is a messenger RNA of Fibroporia radiculosa, 1116 nucleotides long. RefSeq lists its product as uncharacterized. The transcript has 6 exons. NCBI's taxonomy places the organism in Eukaryota, Fungi, Basidiomycota, Agaricomycetes, Polyporales, Fibroporiaceae. Gene Ontology annotation, cellular component: DNA replication factor C complex; nucleus. Bases 1 to 1116 code for a protein of 371 amino acids. The record is from RefSeq and is a predicted model, not a curated record. Gene Ontology annotation, biological process: DNA-templated DNA replication; DNA repair. Gene Ontology annotation, molecular function: DNA clamp loader activity; DNA binding; ATP binding.
AUGUCAUUCUUCCAACCGCAAGCACCAAAAGCACCCAAGAAGAAUGCAGCUAAUCCCGAACUCCAGCCAUGGGUUGAAAAGUAUCGACCCAAAACCAUUGACGACAUCUCUGCUCAGGAGCACACAGUGGCGGUACUGCGGAGAACAUUGACCUCUACAAAUCUCCCCCACAUGCUAUUUUACGGACCACCAGGGUCGGGGAAGACAUCGACAAUCCUUGCGUUGUCGAGGCAGUUAUUUGGACCAGAUAACUUCCGUUCACGAGUACUCGAAUUAAAUGCAUCUGACGAGCGUGGAAUUGCAAUCGUGCGCGACAAGAUCAAGAACUUUGCUAGGCAGACACCUCGAGCUCAAGCAGUCUCUUCUGAUGGAAAGACUUACCCAUGUCCUCCGUAUAAAAUCAUCAUCCUUGACGAAGCCGACUCUAUGACACAGGAUGCGCAGGGCGCUUUGCGGCGCAUCAUGGAAACCUACGCUAGGAUCACCCGGUUCUGCCUCGUUUGUAAUUACGUGACACGAAUUAUUGAACCACUCGCGUCCCGAUGUUCCAAAUUUCGCUUCAAGCCCCUUGACUCGACUUCAACGUCCAGCCGUCUCUCUCAGAUUGCUCUCGAGGAACAUAUUUCAGUAACAGACGAAGUAGUUUCUACCCUCAUCAAUACCUCACAUGGCGACCUCCGACGCUCCAUCACCUACCUCCAGUCUGCCUCCCGCCUCGCUAUGUCAACUAACCCACCAACGGAGAUUACGCCAAGUGACAUACAGGAAAUCGCAGGAGUGGUGCCCGAUACCGUGAUAAACGACUUUGCUGCGACUCUUGGCGUUGAAGUGCUCGUUCCCAAUGCGAUGGAUGUCGACAUUCCAGCAACUUCUAGAGCCAAAGAUUUUGAUGGGGUAAAGAAGAAAGUUAAGGAAAUUAUUCGUCAGGGCUACUCUGCGACACAGAUCUUGUCCCAGCUGCACGAUCUGGUCAUUGAACACCCCACUCUAUCCGCUCGACAGAAAUCGCGAUGUGCGCUCGUUUUCGCCGAGGCGGAUAAAGCUCUGUGUGAUGGCGCAGACGAGGAACUUUGGAUCUUAGAAGUUGGCUUAUGUGUGCACAAAGCCUUAUCAUAA